ACGGAGCAAGGAAGAGACAAGGAUAGGUCCGUGGAAGAGGUUGGGACACGGGCAGGCUGCAGGAAAGAAGAGGGAGAAGGAAGGAAGUGGAUUCAACGCUACAAUUUGGAAAAAAAUAUGGGUGGGGUGCAAUCCCUGGGAUUGCCUUCUGCGACAGGACCCCAUAAAGUUGGCUGCACAGAUAUUAUGACUGAUCACAGAAGGAAGGGCAGUUUCUUUCGUUUGUACUAUCCCUGUGAGGCUUGUGGAGAAGUGAAGCACCCACUAUGGAUUCCGAACUACGAAUAUUGCAAAGGCCUUGCAGAUUAUCUGAACAGAGACAAGAGGUGGUGUGCUCCCUUGCUCAACAUGGCAUUUGGUUAUUAUGAAGUCCCGGUUGGAUGGGAUGCUUCUUUCAGAGCUGCAGAGAAGUACCCACUGAUUAUAUUUUCUCACGGUCUUGGGGCUUUCAGGACCGUGUACUCUGCUGUCUGCAUCGAGUUGGCUUCUCAAGGAUUUAUUGUCGCUGCUGUUGAGCACAGAGAUGAAUCAGCUUGCACAACCUUUUUUCUCAAGUCGUCUGUUCAGAAUUUGGAACCAUCAGUUGGAGCAACAACUGCACUAGAGCAGUCUCUUGAGGGAUCUGAGAUCCCCCCAUCCUCUCUAGCUGAGAUGGAAGAAGAAUGGCUCCCAUACAGGAAACUAGAUACAGCCGAGGAAGAUUUUGCCCUCCGGAAUAAACAGCUGUGCCAUCGAGUGGAGGAGUGCAGCCGGGUUUUGGAUGUACUUAGAGACAUCAACAAUGGAAAACUCAUCAAAAACUACCUUCCUGGUCAUUUGGAUCUCUCCGUUAUGAAGGCCUGCAUUGAUCUGAAGAGGGUGGCAGUAAUGGGUCAUUCAUUUGGAGGCUCCACAUCAAUUCUGGCAAUUACUAGGGACUCACGGUUCAGAUGUGCAGUGGCCUUGGAUAGCUGGAUGUUCCCACUGACGGAUGAUAUUUAUUCCAAAGCGUUGCCUCCUGUGUUCUUUGUGAACUCUGAGAAAUUCCAGACCAGUGACAGCAUUGAUAAAAUGAAGAGGCUGCGUUCAAAUAACAAUGAGAUCAAAAUCAUCACCAUAAUAGGGUCAGUGCAUCAGAGUCAGACGGACUUCACAUUACUGACUGGGCAGUUGCUCAGCUUGGCUUUCGAAACAAAGGGAACCAUAGAUCCUAUAAUGGGUCUGAACAUUACCAAUAAGGCCUCUUUGGCUUUCUUGCAGAGACAUCUGGAUCUACAAAAGGACUUUGACCAGUGGAAUGCUCUUUUAGAAGGGGAUGGAGAACAUGUGGCACCUGUAAACUGAACCCCAUCUUCAGAACCAUUUUGAUGUUUGACAUGGAAUCCAACUGAUUAUUGAUGCAAAUGCUGUUGAAAUUGUGCAUCGAUGACUGAUCCUCUGUGGGUUAAGUAAUUGGAUCUUAUGUUUGUGAUCCUAAAUGAUACAUGGUGUGGAACUGCUGUCACUCGUGCACAAAAUUUGACCUGCAUCAUAUGAAUGUAUUUGCUUCCUGUAAAACACUCUCAAUAUUCAGCACAUAUAACUUUAAAGAAAAUCACCUUUAUUUCCUGAAUGAUGGGAAUGUAUGUCUGUGUUGACUGUAGUGCUGUAGUCACUGAAUCUGAGUUGGCAUUCAUUCAAUUUGAGCCUUUGCAACAAUCAGCACUUUUGAGAGCUGUGAUGAACAUUGUUUCCAUGUGUUUUCAUUGGGCUGUGGUUACAGUACUGAACUGCAAUUAUCAAGAAUUAUCUGAUGAAUCCACGAAAAUGGAAAUAUUUGAAGAUUGCAAAGCUUCUCCAUGGACAAUGGCAAUACCUGCAUCUUUGAGGAAUGCAGGGUUUUCUGACCAUGCUCAGUUUUGUAUUAAAAUUAUUUUGUGUAUUUCUUGAGUACUAUUGGGAAUUUGCAGCUCUGUCCACCAAUAACUGGCACAGGAUUAAUCUGCACACUGUUCAUAUAUUAGAAUCAUAAAUGUUUCGAAGAAUUAA
Hemiscyllium ocellatum (epaulette shark) is the source of this 2007-nucleotide messenger RNA. RefSeq names its product platelet-activating factor acetylhydrolase 2, cytoplasmic-like. Lineage: Eukaryota; Metazoa; Chordata; Chondrichthyes; Orectolobiformes; Hemiscylliidae. The record is from RefSeq and is a predicted model, not a curated record. The transcript is spliced from 11 exons. Gene Ontology annotation, molecular function: 1-alkyl-2-acetylglycerophosphocholine esterase activity. Bases 118 to 1323 code for a protein of 401 amino acids.